AUGAAAAGCGCGGCAGAGAUGACUGUACAUUGGACAAAUAAGCACUUGGAUAUAUUGCGAAGAUUCCAAUGCUCUGAUUGUGGUAUGACGUUUUGUCAUGUAGAAGAUUUUUGGGGUCACCAAUGUCGUUCUCAUUUCAUGCAACAGAAGUGUAGUUGUGGAUUCGCCGUGACUUUCUCAUCACGAACCGCAUUCUUGCUUCACUUUGGUAUGCAUAUAGACGAAGCGAACAUGACUUGCAAGUUAUGUAAAUUCAAGUUUUCAUCAAAAGUUGCUUUACAGAAUCACCGUCUCUCACAUGCUAUCAUGGUCAACAGCGCAACAGGGAGACAGCUGAUGAUUUUGGACCCGAAACUAGCUGUGCCAGAGGUAGAUCCUUGA
Molecule: messenger RNA, 381 nt
Organism: Strongylus vulgaris
Lineage: Eukaryota; Metazoa; Nematoda; Chromadorea; Rhabditida; Strongylidae
Source: the annotation of a GenBank genome assembly